Molecule: messenger RNA, 632 nt
Organism: Parus major (Great Tit)
Lineage: Eukaryota; Metazoa; Chordata; Aves; Passeriformes; Paridae
Gene: DHFR
Product: dihydrofolate reductase
Exons: 5
Coding region: 78-539 (153 amino acids)
Biological process (GO): tetrahydrofolate biosynthetic process; glycine biosynthetic process; dihydrofolate metabolic process
Cellular component (GO): mitochondrion
Molecular function (GO): dihydrofolate reductase activity; NADP binding
Source: RefSeq, a predicted model, not a curated record
AAAGAAUUUAUUCCUAAGGCAGGUUGUAACGCAGUUCGUGCUUCCCCGGCAGGAAUGAGUACAAGUACUUCCAGAGAAUGACGAGCACGACCCGCGUGGAAGGUAAACAGAAUGCAGUGAUAAUGGGUAAAAAAACGUGGUUCUCCAUUCCUGAGAAGAACCGUCCUUUAAAAGACAGAAUUAAUAUUGUGCUCAGCAGGGAGCUCAAGGAAGCCCCGAAAGGAGCACAUUAUCUUUCCAAAAGUCUGGAUGAUGCUUUAGCUCUUUUGGAUUCACCAGAGUUAAAAAGUAAAGUAGACAUGGUUUGGAUCGUGGGAGGCACUUCAGUGUACAAGGCAGCAAUGGAGAAGCCAAUUCAUCAUCGAUUGUUUGUGACAAGAAUCUUGAAAGAAUUUGAAAGUGACACAUUUUUUCCAGAAAUUGACCAUAAAGUCUACAAGCUUCUGGCAGAGUACCCAGGUGUCCCUGCUGAUAUCCAAGAAGAGAAUGGGAUUCAAUACAAAUUUGAAGUGUAUGAGAAAACUGUUGUGCCACAAUAAGGGAGGCAUUUUGUACUUCUGUGUAAGGGCAGGUAUUUUAAAUCAUAAAGUUUUACUGAGUGUAAAGAUACAUUAAAAUUUUGAAGAAAAUCA